Molecule: messenger RNA, 2382 nt
Organism: Exaiptasia diaphana
Lineage: Eukaryota; Metazoa; Cnidaria; Anthozoa; Actiniaria; Aiptasiidae
Product: transforming growth factor-beta receptor-associated protein 1
Biological process (GO): intracellular protein transport; autophagy; vesicle-mediated transport
Cellular component (GO): membrane; cytoplasm
Source: RefSeq, a predicted model, not a curated record
UCAAUAGACCCAAAGUGGAGAAAACAAGAUGGCGGUCGAAAAUGACGUUUGGAGAAUUURACAAAUUUGAGAGGUUUUUKAYAACCUUUGGAGGUUCAACAUGAGCUUCAAGGCUUUCGACCUUGUGCAGGUCUUAACGAAGAUUUCGACUUCRUCRUCAGAUAAGCCAAAAACGAUUGAAUGCCUUGACUGUGCUGCUCAGAAUCUAUACAUCGGCACUUCUGAUUGUUACAUUUUCCAUUAUGUCUUUGAUGAUACAACUUCACCUCUUGGACGAACCAUAUUYCAAUGCAGUCUUCAAACACAUAAACAUAUCAAUAUGAAAAAGCCCAUUCAACAAGUUGUAACUGCUCCAAAUAUCAACAGACUUUUGGUGCUAUGCGAUGGAAAUAUUCUCUUGUUUAGUAUGUUUGAGCUUGAGUUCAUUGUGUCUGACAAGUUAAAGGGGGUCAACUUUAUUGCAAAGAAUGACAACCCGAACAAUUUCGACCCAUUUACAGUUGAGGUGUGUAUUUCCAUGUCCAGGAAGAGGGUCAUCCAAAUAGUGUCUGUAACGGAGAAUAAGAUCAUCCCACUUAAAGAGAUUCAACUCUCAGAACCCCCUAUGAUAAUGAGUGCCGAUGGAGGUGCAGUGUGUGUAGCUUUGUCAAACCAAUUUCAGUACGCCAUGGUAAACAUUUUGAACUCUAAAGUACAGGAACUAUUUCAUUAUGAACCAGAAAGCACCAAGGGAGUGAUUAUCAGAGUUGGACCUGAGGAGUUUCUAUUGAAUGGUCCAACAGAUUUAAUGGGAAUGUUUGUGACAUCAGAGGGGACGUCACAGAGAGCUCCACUUAGCUGGUCCAAUAGCAUUGAAGCAUUGGGUUAUUCAUUUCCUUAUGUUAUAUCAUUGGGUAAUAAUGUCCUUACAGCCCACAGUAUUGUCAGUCAAGACUCUAAAACUCAAAGACAAGUGAUAACUUUCAAGGGUGGUAGAAUGCUUCUUAACUAUGAAAACAAAGUCUUUGUCUGCUCUCAGAAGGAACUGUAUUGCCUUGUACCAAUCCCUUACAAAAAACAGAUUGAAGCUCUUCUUGCUGACAAAAAAGUCAAUGAAGCUCUUCAGCUUGCACACAUUGCCAUGGAAACAGCRAUAGGUGAAGAUAGAGAUGAAAAGCUUCUCAGUGAAGUCCAACAGCAAGCAGGGUUUGUUUAUUUCUCUGAAGGAGUCUUUGCUGAUGCAGCUGACUUGAUGUUAGAGGGAGGACUGGAUCCUAGAGAGAUCAUAACCCUGUUCCCAUCAUUGCUAACUUCAUCAUGGACCUUUUUACCUUCAAAAGACAUUCACUCUAUAAAAGACAUCAGUGGAUUAAUGAAAGGUAGCAAGACAUUUAUGGCUGAGGCAAAGAACUUUCUCCUUUCAUUUUUGGAAGAAUCCAGACAAAGAUCAUGUUAUCAGCUAUGCAAAGAGGUUUGUUUUAAUAAUUUUAGGGAUGAAUUAAUCUAUCAACAUUAUCCGUUCAGGUCGUGGGGGAUCAUAACCCUGUUCCCAUCAUUGCUAACUUCAUCAUGGACCUUUUUACCUUCAAAAGACAUUCACUCUAUAAAAGACAUCAGUGGAUUAAUGAAAGGUAGCAAGACAUUUAUGGCUGAGGCAAUGAACUUUCUCCUUUCAUUUUUGAGGUACCAUGCAAGAGCCUUGUUUCAUCUUUAUCAGAAAGAACCACAAAAAGCGCUUGACUUUUGGAAAAGAUUGUGUAAUGGSGAGCUUACAGAUAGUGUGUUUCCAGGUCUUGAGUUUGUAGUUCAGUUUGUAAAUAGACUAGACGACUAUGAUCUGUUAUGGAAUCACGUCCCAUGGAUGCUGGACAUUAACCAGAAAGCUGCUGUGAAGGUUUUCAUGAGCAGACCGUCGGAGGAACCAUCCAAAGAGUCCAUGUUACCAACCCGGAUUGUAGAAUAUUUACAAAGAUAUCCAGAGGCACAAGUUAUAUACCUAGAAUAUUUAGUUUUUACCAUGAAAAUACAAAAAGAAAAAUUCCAUACCCAUUUAGCAGUGUUGUAUUUAGAAAGAGUAUUUAGUUUGAGAAGGGAGCCAUCUUGUUCUGUUGAGACAGUGGAAGGCGCAAGGAUGAAACUACAAAAUCUACUCGAGACGUCAUCUCUUUACCGGGUCGCUCUUGUAUUAUCGAAGAUCACCGAAGAUUCUAAUUUGGAUGCUGAAUCAGCUAUACUUUAUGGCAAGAUGGGGCAGCAUACAAAAGCUUUACAGAUUCUUGUGUGCAAAUUAAACGACUUUGAUGCAGCUGUUAGAUACUGUAAUAUCAAUUCAAAGGACAAAGAUAAAGGUUACAAAGAGAAGUUGUUUCUUAUGUUACUGGAAGUUUAUCUUAAACCUGAUGA